AGACGCGCACACACACACCCAAUCGGGAGAGAUUAAAUGACAGCAGGGUCUAUGAGGUAAACCCACGGAGGUUGAAGAAGCAAUAAGAAGACGCUUGCGGUUUGAUUGACACACUUGUUGUCCAAUCGAUGCAUUUUAUAAUUGCGACAAUUCUGUGUUGGAUCCUGGCAUCAGUUUUGCAGCGCUGACAAUAAUGUCGGUUUGUGUUCAUCUCGAAGCCACUGAUAGAACGGAUACAAGAGAAGAGCACAUCGUUCUCUCUGGGUGAUAUUCACAUGGUUUUCCUCAGCUGCUCUUCCGUGCAGGUGGAGCGACCUGCAGAAGACUGCAUGCUAUUUUUUAAGAAGUUACAAACCAAGCAGCUCCCACCACCGACUAACAGCUAGCUGCCUGUAGUGAAAUAACGUCAGACGUAUUGGUGCGUUGCUAGCUAGCGUACUGUAUAUCUGUAAAUUAGCCUAGCGCAGGGGGGAGCUAGCCACCGGAGCCUGCUGGCACCGCUCAGUGACUCUCCUGUGGGUCUUACUGGAUCUAACGAGUUGUCUGUGUGGACUCUACAACCAAGAGGAAACGAACAGUGGCUGAAUCCAUUCACCGAGAUUGGACUGUGGGAAACUGCAAAGCCCCUCGCAGGUGUGGUAUCCUGUCCAUGAUCCUGAUUUCCUGACUUUUUUCGUGACCCAGAAUGACUUGUUGAGUCGCAAUACUGCCAACUCUUUGUGUGGUUCACAUACUCAAAGGGAUUAACAUCACAAACAAGAAGGCCUAUAUUCAGCAUUGGAUGUGGAAAAUGUCCUUGCUGUUCUGUUUUCAAGCUCGGUGAGGGAUACACCAAACCUGAAAUGCAUCAAGAUGCUUAUGGCUAGAAGAGUCCCUUCAACAUUCAACAGCUGCAUUUUUUCACAUUUUUGACGCCAUACAUUUUGGGCCAGACAGGCUGUUUCAUCGAAGGGAUUGUAGUGGGGGAGUGUUUCCAAGCCUGAGUGACCUCUUCCUGGGAAGGAAAUAGAGGAAAGGCCCUGGACGUUUCUGGAGACCAGGGCAAAGAAAGAAAAAGGGAUCGUUGCUGGGAGGCCACCAGUUACGUAACUGGCACCCCCAGUUGUCCACCAAUGGAGUGGAACAAGGAAACCAAUGGAGGGAACUGAGUUGUUCUGUGUUGCCUUGCUGGUUGAUAUGAGAAAGGCCAUUAUCUGCUCUGUACAUGUCCUCUAGACAUGAUGGAUGAACACUGUAAUUUUAGCUCUGUCUCAACAAUUUAAUUUACAUGGAUACUGAUUGGUGUUCUACUGGAUUUUUCUCACAAUGUGCUGGAAAGAACCACACCAUCACUUCCAGUUUCCACAUACCCGUUGCAGCUGGCAAGUGAGGUGGUUUAAAUCAGCCACCGGCGGGGUUUAGGGAUGCCCCGACACAGGAAAACCAGGCUACUCCACUGGCCCACUUAUAAACUGCUGUUUCUAGUACGAGUGCUGGACUGAAAGCAAUAAGGUCUUUUUUUUAUUUUACAAGACCUUCUUACACACAGCUAACCCUGCCCAGACUGCUGUUCUCUCGAUUCUGAAAACUUCAAAUUUGAGGGAUUAGGAAUCUCCACACACAGAUUUAGCUUCAUUUUAGGUAUUAAUCUGCACUUUUUGAAGGUGAAAAAGGUCAUUGGGAUGUAAAAGGGAUAGCACUUCUCUCCUUUUACCUCUCACUUCUUUCAUCUUUUCAUUUCUUCCUCUUUUUCUUAUUAGUCAAUCUCGUACCAAACAGGUUUACCUCUGCCAACUCUGGUACCUCACUUAACCCCCAUUUAAAGACCAAACAAAUCAACUUGGACCAGUUUUCUGUAUUUUAGCAUAUGUUGUGACUUAGAUGGCACAAAUCACAAAAUAACAAAUUGUAUGUGCUCUGUCAGAAGGGAUCAAAUGGGGUUUUACAUCUACUUAAACAGCCAUAUUUUGCAUUGCACUAUUAUCAUGAUUUUCACCAAGCCUUUAUUCACCUUGCUAUGUAUGUAGUAAACUUACUCCAUUUAAACUGGUUUAAUGGUCUUGUGUGAAAUGGACCUCUAAGAAUGAUCAGUUUCUAUUGUCUUUUAUGACUAUGGCUUGUGGAACACAGUGUUGUUUAUGUGCCUCCAACUUGUUUACCCCUUUAUAAUCUGUGGCUUAUUUGUUCAUCCCGCCUUACCACCUGCUUUUGAGGCUGACAGGGAAACAAGGCUUUUACAACUGAGAGACUUUUAAGCUUCUUUGAAUCUUACACUCAGUAGAUCUGGAUUGACUUAAGAAUCUAAAAACAAGCACCACUCCUCAAAUGAAGUAGGAACUUUUUCCUUUUUUCAACUUGAAAGAGGAAACCCUUCUCAACUGUUCCAUCAUUUGUUUUGUGCACCUUCUUUGCAUUGUUUUCCUUUUGCCACUCUCUUAUUUCUACUUUCAAUCUAAAAAUCCACUCAAUGCAUGUAAAGAAACAUUUAAACUUUAAGGACAGAUUAUUUGGCAUAGCAGUUGUACAUACAAACACCACAUACAGGAAGUGAUGCUAGGUGUCAGCAGUAAGAGUGGAGGGCGGGGUCCAUCUUCGUCACCCCUCCCCCACACAGUGGUCCCGCCCAGCAGACCCCUGCGACCCUCUCGCUACGUCCCUGUGUCGGCAGCCACUUUCUUCCUCGUUGGUUCCACCACGCUGUUCUUCUGCUUUACGUGCCCGUGGCUUUCAGAGCGCUUCUCAGUAGCUGUGCCCAUCUACAAUGGAGUCAUCUUCCUGUUUGUUUUGGCUAACUUUUGUAUGGCCACAUUUAUGGACCCUGGCAUCUUUCCAAGAGCCGAGGAGGACGAGGACAAGGAGGACGAUUUCCGUGCUCCCCUCUACAAGACAGUGGAGAUCAGAGGGAUCCAGGUCAGGAUGAAGUGGUGUUCAACCUGCCGCUUCUACAGGCCACCACGGUGUUCCCACUGCUCCGUCUGUGACAACUGUGUCGAGGACUUUGACCACCACUGUCCGUGGGUGAACAACUGCAUUGGUAGGAGGAACUACCGCUACUUCUUUCUCUUCCUGCUGUCUCUGACGGCUCACAUCAUGGCCGUGUUUGGCUUUGGACUGCUCUUCAUGCUUUACCAUCGGCAGAACAUUGACCGCCUGCAGGCCAUUGUCACGCUGGCUGUUAUGUGUGUUGCGGGUCUGUUCUUUAUCCCUGUUGCUGGCCUCACUGGUUUCCAUAUGGUGCUUGUGGCCAGAGGCAGAACUACAAAUGAACAGGUGACAGGAAAGUUCAGAGGAGGUGUUAACCCUUUCACCAAUGGCUGCUGGAAGAAUGUCUCUCAUGUCCUCUGCAGCUCCCAGGCACCCAGGUACCUGGGCAGGAAGAAGUGUGUGCAAAGUGUGUGUGUGCAGCCUCCUUUUCUGCGGCCACAGCUGACAGAGGCCCAACUGGCUGCAAAGAUCCUGGACAACGGCAUACAGGGAGACCUGCACCGGUCCAGGUCAAGUCUGGAAAUGAUGGAGAGCCAGUCAUGUGAUGCUGAGCCGCCUCCUCCACCUAAACCAGAGCUCCGCUACCCUGGAAUCACCAGAGGAAACACGGAGGAGUGCAGUCUACUAAACAAAGCCCCUCCCACCCCCACCAUGUACAAAUACAGGCCCACAUACAGCCCUGGCAAGAACCACACAGCACUCACACAUGCUUACGCCAACCAGUUAAGUCGAGGAGAGAGCGUUGGCAGUGCCAGGGACUCCUCCUCCUCCACCUCCUCCCUCCUCCAGGCCAGCCAGCAGCCUGGUUUCCGCUCCCAGCCCAGCCUGGACCGGCGGGAAGCUUCAUCCGACAGAAUGGGAGGGGGAGGAGGUGGGGAGAGGAGGGAGGGAUGCAGGGAGGUGGUAGGGGGGGGCAUACCUGGCUACACCCUUGGCGGACGCUCGUACCCCUCCUUCUCCGACCCCACAGUCCAAUCGGGAGUGGCGUCGCGAUCUUCCAGCUCUACCCACACCUCAGCAGGCACCGCCCACAUCUCUGAAGCAACAACAACCUCAGCUAGUUUCAAGAGCUUGGCCAAUCAGACACCCCCGGCUCAACACGUGUCUCGCAAUGGGAGCCUGUCGUAUGAAAGCAUACUGGCUGGCGGGGAUGAAUUCGACAAGGGGGUGGUAGUGGGUUCAGCAGCCCCUGAGCUUUCCUCCGGGAGACCCUGCACACCAGCAGCAGGCAGCUAUGGCGCCCCCUUCAUAUCGUCACAACAGAGAGAUGCUGAGAUGCACCCCCAGUUGUCCCAGUCUCCCCAUCACCACCACCGCUCUUCCCACCACCACCACCACUCCUUCCUCCAUCGCUCCUCCUCUUCCACAUCCUCCUCCCCGCCACCUCCUCAAGAGAGGGAACGCCUACUGGGUGAGCCCCAACUUGGCGCUCACACCCUAUCUGCCAAUCAUGCCUCAGCCCCACCUCACCCACAUCAUCACCACCACUCCCACCAUCACCACCACCACUCCCACCAUCAUCACCACCACUCCUCGUCCUCUUCCUCCACCUCCCAUCCUCCCCGUUUCUCUGCCCCCCACGCCCAACCCCAUCACGCCUACCCCUACCGCACCCGUUCCACUGACACCCCUCUGGGCUCCUCCACAACUUCCACUACCCACCCUCCCCGCUCCCCACAUCCCCCACCUCUGGGCAAGUCGCUCUCGUACUCAAGUGCCGCCGCUGCUGAAAUGCAAUACCGGCUAGUCCGCAAAGCCUCCGCGUCAGCUGGAGCGAAUGCAGCGGGGGUUGGAGGAGGAGGUAUAGGCGGGAUAGGAGGAGGAGGAAUACAAGCGCCGAAGGAUGAGCUGAUCCAGGUGAAACAUCUGAGUCGGACCAACGGUGGUCAGCUCUUCUCAUCCUCUUCCUCCUCCUGCUCUGCCCCUUCCUCUCCCUCUCACCCGGUCAGCAUGUCCACUCGGCCAGCGAUGGCAUUCCCCAGCUCAGCUUUGACGCAGAGCCCUGCCCACAAGCCCCAGGGCGGUGGGGUUAAGAAGGUGACGGGCGUCGGAGGCACAACCUAUGAGAUUUCUGUCUGAGUGGCAGCUUGUCGCCACUAUGAGGACCAAUGAGACGAGCUGGAGAUACUGCGUUUGUUUCUGACUGAUGGGGAAAUUGUGUGUUUUCUUAAGACAAAAGAACAGCGACUUACAUGAAUGAGUGGAACUAUUUUGUCAAGAUCUUACCUGUCAUUGGCAGCAGGGUUAAACUGUGUUGGACUAUCCUGCCUGCAGACACCCACCUCAGUAUUCUGCUGGGGAAAUAACUGGAAGGCUGGACUGGUGUGAGCCAGAACUCACUGGCUCUGGGCUAUGAAUGAUAUCACUGGACAAAAUACAGGCAUUUUGUGGGUUUUAUCCUCAUUGUAGCUAAGUAGGUAGCAUGAGGCACUAGCAUGGUCAGGUCUGGGUGUUUUGUUGUACAAGUUUUGCAACAGGAGGCGUUACCACUGCCAGGGUCAGGAUGCUGAUCUCCACUGAGGCCACCAGUCAGCUCUGCAUCACAAGGUUCAUAUCAACACAUUUGGCCUGACUCUGCAUUUAGGUUAGAAUUGUUGCAGAUGUAGGGCAUCACUAAACAAACAGCUCCAAGAUAAGGAUGAUUCUUCUAAAAAUCAGCAGUCCUUGGAACCCUAUCAAAAUCAAGGAAGGAUCAGUUUGGUGUAAACUACCUGAAUGGUCAAUCAGAUGAAGUCAGAAUCAGGGUUUUUUAAUACAAGCUCUGGCCCCAGUCGUCAGUUAAACUUUUAAUGACACCAUGCAGCAGAUGGAGCAUGGUCCAAGAACACAAGUUGUUUGUGUGCCCAGGUGAAGUGGGAUGCCUCUAGUCUGUAAGGCAGAGGCCAGCUGUAUCAAUUACAGACUCCGAGUCAAUCAUGGAGCUGCACAAUACAACGCAGCAGCUGAGUCAUCAGGCAGUUAGUAGAUCUGCUGAGGACAAUCUGCCGCUGUGCAGAAGUAGCUCCACGCUGUUCCUGCAUGAAUUGAACUGCCUUCUGAUGGAGGGAGGGGAAAUGUGACAUGGAAAAAAGAAAAAGCUGAUCCCCUCUAUCUUUGAUUAAUUUGUUGAUUUAUUCCUAGAUGUGAAAAUGAUUCCAUGGUUGUACAGGAUGAAGUGAUUUUUUUUUUUUUUUUUAAUGUGGAUUUUUUUAAGAAAAAAGUGGCGUUGAUACUGGACUGCAGCAUGCACUACUAUUACUACUUGCCACUAUAGGGCCGCUGUGUUUGAACCAACAGGAAGUCAGGAAACUAAAGUGAAAAAAUAAAUAAUGUUUUGGCUUUUUUGUGGUUAAUGGUGUCCUUGAGAAAAGGCAAACUUUCCAGGGAACAGCUCAUGGAAAUACUUUUCUAAAAAUAAUUUAGUGUUGUCAUUUUUUUAUUUCACCUAUUUAAUUUUAGAUUGUUUUAUAUAAAUUUAUAUGGAAAUAUAGCUAUUGUUAAAUGAAGAAUUUUUAAUAUUGACUCAAAAGACAGUUUGUGUUAGUGUCAGAAUGGGGAAGAAUAAAUCUAGUUGGUGUCAUUGUUGCUCCACAGUUGAUAGACUGUUUUCUUAGAAAGACCUAUUUCUAAUGUCCAAUGUUUCAAGAUUACAUUAGAAUAAAGGGUGCUGGAAUCUCUCAGACCAGAUGACUGAUCUAUAAGAUUUACAGUAAAAUGACAUCUACA
Messenger RNA from Pleuronectes platessa (European plaice), 6669 nucleotides. RefSeq names its product zinc finger DHHC-type palmitoyltransferase 5a (gene zdhhc5a). The transcript is spliced from 12 exons. The record is from RefSeq and is a predicted model, not a curated record. Gene Ontology annotation, molecular function: palmitoyltransferase activity. Bases 2530 to 5043 code for a protein of 837 amino acids. Lineage: Eukaryota; Metazoa; Chordata; Actinopteri; Pleuronectiformes; Pleuronectidae. Gene Ontology annotation, biological process: protein palmitoylation.